This is a messenger RNA of Alternaria novae-zelandiae, 498 nucleotides long. RefSeq lists its product as uncharacterized. The transcript has a single exon. The record is from RefSeq and is a predicted model, not a curated record. Bases 1 to 498 code for a protein of 165 amino acids. NCBI's taxonomy places the organism in Eukaryota, Fungi, Ascomycota, Dothideomycetes, Pleosporales, Pleosporaceae.
AUGUCGCAACCCAAGCUAUCCGCAUGGCUCGUACUCCCAUGCAUGAUCCUCUCCCUCCUCAUCACCCGCUUCCUUACAGCGCUCUUCACAUCACACAACGAGCGCGGCCUGAGCAUAGUCGCCAAAGCAGCACUCAUCUUCGUCGCAACACUCGUCCUCACCACAACAGCAGCGACGUCACUGUUCCAAUCUCUAGAGACCACGCAGCCACAUACCAGAAACGUUCUGCGGAAGAGACGCAACGUCUCGCCCUUGCGCGAAGAGCGCAUUCAGGCGUGGCGCGUCAACACUGCGCCGACUCUCCACUGGAGCUCUUCCUCGUCUGAUGAGGAUGUGAAGGCAGUGAAGCAGAAGCUUGUUAAAGAGAAGAAGGAGAGGCGAGAUGAGAAGUCGUUGAGGAAGCGGUUGAUGCGGAAGUUCAAACCAAGGCGGAGUGAAAUGCUUGGGGGUAGGAAAGAGACUAUUGAGGUUGUUGUGAGGGAAGAUCCUUGGGCCUAG